Molecule: messenger RNA, 3680 nt
Organism: Chara braunii
Lineage: Eukaryota; Viridiplantae; Streptophyta; Charophyceae; Charales; Characeae
Source: the annotation of a GenBank genome assembly
CGGUAGCACUUCAUGGGCCCAUGGAAAUGCAAGCUCUGAGAUCUGUCCCCCAGCAAGCAUGGAAGUGGAGGGACCACUGAAAGAUUGUUCAGAUGAGUCUCUCCGUGGGCUGGUCUCUAUGUCCCCAGAGUUGGAAUCUUCAUCAGUGAGGAGAACGAUGUGGAAUGGGGCCGUUGGGACUGUGGCAAACGAGACUGUAGGUCUUCAGAGUCCUGUGUUGUCUGCGCCUGGCUCUGUAAGAGGAGGAGAUAGCAAUGGGGUUGUGGGUGCUGCUGGUGGCAGUCAAAAGGGUAGGGGGGAUGGAAGCCUGCAGAAGCAAGAGCAGCAGGAGGCUGUAGUGCUGCAGACGCCCUCUUGCGGGCCUUCUGAGAAAGCAGCUGCGCCUCCUCCCUCCGCAGCCGACAUUACUAUGGUGGCCGCUGCUGUCCUUGCUGCACUGGGGGGAUUGGGGGGUAGCGGAGUGGACAAUAUGAUUGACCAGGGCCUUCUGCUCCAGAUACUAAAAAAUCCGUCCUUGAUGAACACGCUCCUGCCCCCGGGCAGCGGGGAGACCAAAUCUGACGCCGUCAAUAUUCUCAGCUGUGGAGACGGGAGCUGUGGUGGUGCAGAUCUUGCUUCUGAGCGGGGCACCAAUCUUUCCUUGGACUUUACCACGUCGUCUCAAGGACUAGCUGCAGCAGCUGAUGGAAAACAGCAAGGAAGUGGAGGCGGUCAGAGUAAAGUGAAAGAAGAAGGAAUUGCAAGGCAGGGCCCACCUCUGGGAGGUUUGGCUCCUGUGAACGAGUCCAGGGUAGGGCCCGCGGGUGCCGGGGGAGGUUGCCCGUCGACGGUGGCCACGCAUGCCCCUGCAUUGAAAACUGGUUGUUGCCCCGGGGAGGGCGGUGCCGCUGCCAGUACACUGCUGAACGGGAUUUUGGCAGCAAGCCGCCAAUGCCCCUCUGCGGCAGUGCAGGUUUUAGCAGAACAGCCUUCCAGAAGCAGGGCAGUGGAGGAUGAUCUGCCGCUGCUACCACCAGGGUUUGAGAAUUCUGCCGGGGUUCGUCUCCAGAAUGGUGGCAACGAUCUAGGAGGGGGCAUGCAAUCGUUACGUAUUGGUCGAAUGAUGCCUUCCCAAAGCACCAGCUCCUGGACAGGACAGAGUGCAGGUGAUACGCGGUCUCCUGACGGAUAUCCUGGCCAUGAUGUCGAUACCACAGCAGCAUGUAGGGCCGUUUCAGAUGUGCAUGGCCCUCCUACUGCAGGACCAGGUUGUCAAUUCCCACUGCCUUUCGUCGACGCGUCUACCCCCACAGCCGGUGGCAUGCUCCCAGAGGCGGAUUUAAGCGGCAGAGUAGGGACGUCGGGAGUGGGAGUGGCUGUGCAGAGAGCAGGUCUUGAAGGCGCUAGGUAUCAUGGUGGCUGUGGAGCGGGUAGGGGGAUGACUGGGCGAGGAAGGGGCCAUUUUGGUGCAAAUCGGUAUGCAAGAGAGUGGACGGUUGACCAUGUGGAUGCAUGUGGGUCUCGGGAAGGCUCGGGUUUUGAGCUUGGGGAAGGUCCCGAGAUGGGCUACAUGUCUGCAGGCGCAGGUGACAUGGGACCAGGAUAUCAUGGAGGAGGCGGAGGAGGAGGAGGAGGAGGAGGAGGAGGGAGAUUACUAAGGCUGAGCAAGGUUCCAUGCGCGUUCUUUGGCUCUAGUACAGGUUGUAGGAAUGGUUCAAGAUGUCCCUUCCUGCAUGAUCCAGCGGUCCUUGUAGGAAGAGGGUCCUUGCCAAUGCAGAGACUCAAUAAUGAUGACCACGCGAUCUAUCAGUCAGUAGCACCCAAUUCAACCCCUUUUGCUGGGGGACCGGCACCACCACCGGAGGUUGAUAAGAGGCCUAGAAGCAGCACAGCACCAUCAUCAGCAUCAUUAUGGUCAUGUAACCCCCGCAGCAAUGGAAGAUGAGAAAAAUGAAGUGGUUGGGAAAAUGACGGCAGUUUUCGAAUAUAACUCCUCACGUCUCCCCUCCCUUGCCCUCUCCUCAAGGGUUAGCCGUUGCCUUGCAUGGCCGCAUAACGCCAGCUUAAUUUCACACAAAAGGACCUUCUGCACAGCAGCAAAUUCUGUGCCUGUUUGUUUCUUGUUUGUGCAUGCUCUGUCGUGAUCAUCAGCCGCACACACAAGCGAAUGAUCUGUCGAAUGACGCCCUGGCACCGGUGCUCACCGCACACCUCGGCCGCGCAACUGCUGGCUGGAUGGACUUCUACUGAUGGGUAUUCCACACAUCCAAUGGUCAGGAAGAAGUCCCUUUCAUGGAAAAUGUGAUGUUCAGAUGGUUAAGAGACUGCCGCCACAUGCCAGUCUCAGGUUGAGUGGCUUAUGCGUCCAAUCAAGCAAUUACUGAGCCACUAGCAGCCUUCUAGUCCACCGGUCCUCGCUCCAUGAGGUUAGCGAGCUGUUAUCAAGCCUUGCAUUGGUCUGGUAGCAGUCUACUAAUCCACAGAGCUACACACUUUCUCUGGCCCACCCAGGUCUCCACCGGUCCAGGACUGAAGCCAGGUACUUAUUUACUGAUUGCCUGUUCGCACCUGAGCAGUCCACUCAUCAAUUGAUUCUGCUCAGUUGAGGAUUUCCUUCAUGCACUGGCAUCACAUGCGGCCUUCCCAUUCGUCCCUCAGAGCUUCAUUUCGCUUCACCUUUAUCUAAGAGUCUGCGGGUGCGGUUAAACAAUCAAUCUUGGAUUUUGGUGGUGAAAACGAGUGCGUGCCCGGUUGGUAAGAAGUUGAUGAGUAUGUGAUGAAACGCUAUGUACAGACGCAGAUUGUCUAUGGAUGCCUUGAGGCGCAGAGCAUCUUAACAUCCCCUUUGGUGCCUAACACACACACACACACACACACACACACACAGAGAGAGAGAGAGAGAGAGAGAGAGAGGCCAAAGAAACCGAGUCGUGUGAAGUGUGCACGGACAGUGUUGACGUGUGAAGUGUGCACGGACAGUGUUGACGGAAGCAAAAUGUGGAGGUUCGAACUGGUCAUGGAGUUGAGGUAGGGCUGCGUUCGUGUUUCCAUAGGCCAGCGCAGGCAGCAAGGAAAUCAAAAUGAGAUUUUGGGGGACAUGUUAUUCGAGCAUGCGAAUACUUUCUCAACGUUCAUUUCAAGGCUUGCAAGUUCACAAGUUUGAAGAAUUGUCAGGCAAACACUUUGCAGAGAUGUUUGUUGGAAAAUGGGGCAGCGAAGGUCGAUAGGGUGUGGGUGGGGUCAUAAUACGUGGAGUGUGUGGGUCUGCAUCGUUCCAUGACGGGGGCAAGGCCCCCAGUGGAGGAGGGGUAAGAUGUGCCUGGGUCAACGCGGAUGAGAGUCGCAGGUCGUGCAAUCGGAGUGUGUGCAGCAUGGUUAACAUUUUGAGGCAAUGUGCAAAAGCAUAUCUUUUGCAUGGGUGUCACAGUGCUCAUUGUACACAGAACAGAACGUAUGCAGAUGCAUGGUUAACAUUUUGAGGCAAUGUGCAAAAGCAUGUCUUUCACCCCUAUAGUGCACAACGAGGACUUGCACCACCUGUUGACUAGGCUUUCCCUGGACCACUGGACUGAAUCAGGCGGGGCGGGAUGCAAAGGUAUAGUUAAAAUGCGAGGGUAUAGUUGAAAUCAUUCAUUUCAGUUAUUCUGCAGCUUUCACAUAUUGAUAAGCAUCAAAGUGUGCAGUAAAUUCGACGGGCGAGU